AUGCUCGUGCGACCGGCGCCGCCGGUAACCACCAUUAUGAAAACCAAUCACGUCAGGCAGAAACUCAAGGCCGGCCAGGCAACGGUGGGCUGCUUCCUGGGCAUGGGCAGCCCGAACGUCGCCGAGCAGAUGGCCCACUCCGGAUUCGACUUCAUCGUCAUCGAGAUGGAGCACAACGGCCUGGACAUGGCCGAGGUCCAGCACAUGCUCAUGGCGAUCAACGGCACCGACGCGAUCCCGAUCGUCCGCAUCCCCAGCUCCGACCAGGUGUUCAUCCAGCGCUCGCUGGACAUCGGCGCCCUGGGAAUCAUCGUGCCGUUGCUGCGUAGCGCCGAACAGGCGCGGGAGGUCGUGCGGGCAACCCGCUAUCCGCCCGACGGGAUCCGCGGCUUCGGCCCGCUGCGGGCGUCGCACUACACCCUGGACUACCCGGACUACCUCGGGCGGGCGAACGACAACAUCCUGGUCUCGUUUCUGCUGGAGACGCGCGAAGCGAUGGAGAACCUGGAGGAGAUCACCGCGGUGCCCGGGGGUCGACGCGCUGUACCUGGGCCUGUGGGACCUGUACCUGAAUCACGGCGUGAGCCCCUUCGAGAUGCCGCAUCCGGCAAUGGACAAGGUGGUGGAGCGCGCGAUUCACGUGUGCGCGGCGAGCGAGGUCGCCCUGGGGAUCGGCUCCGCCACCCCGGAAGACCUGACGCACUGGCGCGACCGGGGACUCACGUACCUGGGAUACGGGCCGGAUUUCGUCCUGCUCGCCAACGCGGCGCGCGCCGGGAUAGAGGCGUUUCGCGCGAAGCGGAGCACCUGAUGCCCGAUGCCGGCUCGUCGAUGCUCGACGCCACCGCGGCAGCCGGCGAUCCGACCCGCCUCAAGACCCUGCUGGCCGAGCACGGCUAUCUGCUGCUGCGCGGCGCGCUGAACCGCGAUCUGGUGCAGCGCGUGCGCGACGACCUCAUCGCCGUCCUGCACGAUUGCAACAUCCUGGAGAGCCCCGCCGCGCCGCCGAUCUGGAGCGGCGGCCCAGCUCCCACCGAAGAAGAGUACAUGGCCUACUACGAACGGGCCGUGCAGCUCGACUCCUUCAACCGGCUCGCGGAAUCUGCCGAGGUCCGCGCGGUGAUGGAGGCGAUCUACGAUGGCCCGGUGCAGGUCUGGGAACAGCGGCUGCUCCGCAUCAUCCCGCCCGACCCCGACGGAGCGGCGCCGCUCGGCGUGGGCGCCCACCAGGACGGCAGCCCGCAACUCGGCUACCUGACGCAGGAUUUCAGCACGGCGUGGAUCCCGCUCACCGACAUCGACGAGCGGCUCGGCGGGCUUGCCGUGGUGCCGGGGCUCCCAUCGGGGCGGUGUGCGCGCGCAGACCGGAUCGGCGUCGAGCUCCCUGCAGACCGCGAAAACGCAGACCUUCGAGGCGCCGUCAGCGGGUGA
Messenger RNA from Geodia barretti, 1431 nucleotides. NCBI's taxonomy places the organism in Eukaryota, Metazoa, Porifera, Demospongiae, Tetractinellida, Geodiidae. The record is from the annotation of a GenBank genome assembly.